Salarias fasciatus (jewelled blenny) is the source of this 4286-nucleotide messenger RNA. RefSeq lists its product as uncharacterized. The transcript is spliced from 3 exons. The record is from RefSeq and is a predicted model, not a curated record. The coding region runs from base 26 to 3826 and encodes 1266 amino acids. Lineage: Eukaryota; Metazoa; Chordata; Actinopteri; Blenniiformes; Blenniidae. Gene Ontology annotation, molecular function: GTP binding; protein binding.
GCAGACAUUCCUGCUAGCUUGAGAGAUGGACCCUGAAGCCGGCAGAACCAUGGAGCUGGCGGCCCUCGGCCGACCGUUUGGCCUCGGCAUGCUGUACGACUGUCGCCAAGACUUACUGGUCCCUGGAAUGACACUAUGGGACCGUGAUGACCUCGAGAAAGAUACAAGAGAAAGACCAAAACCCAACAGUGACUUUGAGAUAGUUGCAUCUGAAUCAAUUGAAGAUAAAUCAUCAGCCCUGAAUGUUCAAGCAUCCCUAAAGGCGAGUUUCUUGGGUGGACUGAUCGAGGUUGAGGGAUCGGCCAAAUAUCUAAAUGAUCAACGGACAUCCAGCAAUCAGGCCAGAGUAACACUGAAGUACAAAACAACAACAAAGUUCCAGGAGUUGUCAAUGAAUCAUCUUGGAAGAGGCAAUGUGAAGCAUCCUUAUGUUUUUGACCAAGGCAUAGCAACACAUGUAGUCACAGGGAUACUCUACGGGGCUCAAGCCUUCUUUGUGUUUGACCGUGAGGUGUCUCAAACAGAAAAUCAUCAAGAUAUUCAGGGAAACUUGAAGGUGGUCAUCAAGAAAAUCCCCCUCCUUGCCAUAGAGGGUGAGGGGUCCCUGAAAAUGGAAGACAAGGACAAAGCAAAUGUUGACAGAUUCUCCUGCAAGUUCCACGGAGACUUUUGUCUUCAGAACACUCCAACAUCCUUUCAGGAUGCGAUUGAAGUCUACCGAAGCCUGCCGAAAUUACUGGGAGCCAAUGGAGAAAAUGCUGUUCCAAUGAAGGUCUGGCUCUUGCCCCUGACAACUUUAGAUUCUGCUGCUGCUAAACUUGUCCGUCAGAUAAGUAUAAGAUUGGUUCAGGAGGCACAAAGUGUCCUGGAGGACUUCAGUGAGCUUGAAAUGCGAUGCAAUGAUUCAAUGAGAAGUGCCACUGCACAGCAGUUCCCUCAGAUCCGCAAAAACCUGAAAAGUUUUAAAGAAAUGUGCUCUGAGUUCAGACUUGAAUUUCAACGAACCUUAGCGAGGAAACUUCCUCGAAUCAGAGGAGGAGGAGAAGAGGAGUCUGAUCUUGCCGCCAUCCUGAAGAAGAGACAUUCGUCUCCAUUCAACAGCAAAAACCUGACUGAGUGGAUGGACUGCAAAGACAAAGAGAUGAGUAUCUUGAAAUCUUUCACCAAUAUGAUGAAAAACACCAAGGUGAUCUCAUCACAGAGUGGUUUGCAUGAAGAAGUUUUCAGUGUAGAACAUGCACUAUGCUUUGUUUUCACCUCACUGGGAGGUGCCGAGCCGUACCUUUCAGCUUUAUCAAACUAUCUGACAGGAGCAGUCAAACCUGAGGAUCUAAAUCCACACACUCAUGACAUCGAGAGGGACCAGUGGUACCUUUCAAACCAAGUGGCUGAUCAAAUGAGGACAAAGGCAAAGCUCUUCAGUGACUUUGCUGAUGCCAACAGAGACAACAAGAAGGUGAAGUUCCUGACAGUGGGAUUAACAAAUGACACACACAAAGGUUCCAGCAUUUACCUUUAUAAAGACGGCUUCCCCAAGACUGAAAACUUUGAGCCGCCUUCAAAACCUGAAACUGUGACUGCAGCUGACAUAAACCACGACAGUGUGACGCUGAAGAUCUCUCCUCCCAGAUUUGGAGCAGAAAACAUCACGUCCUACUCUGUUGAAUACUGCGUCAGUGGAGAGGAAGAAUGGCAACAAAAGACUGAGUCAAAAGCUGAAGAAGUCACAGUGAGAGGUCUGAGACCGAACACUGAGUAUGUGUUCAGAUGCAGAGCAGCCACCUCAGUGGGUGUUGGACCCGCCACCAUCGUCAGCGAGUCCAUUAAAACCUUACCUUGCAGUCCUCCUGGAGAACCUCAAGUGGAGUCAAACUCAUGUGAGAUAUCUGUCAAGUGGGAGAAGCCGGCGGAGCUCGGACAGGAUGUUGUGAUACUGAGCUACAUUGUGAAGUAUGCCAAAAAAUCAAAAGGUGAAGAAGAGAAAGAUCUCCAGUGGAAACAGAUGAUGGCUACAGGUGAGAAGGCAGUCAUUUCAAAGCUUCAAACGGAGACUGAAUACGCAGUCAGGGUCAGAUGUGACUGUGGUGUUGAUGGCAGCAGCAAAGAAAGCAUCACUGUUCAUGUUUCUACAACCAAACGGGAGUUUGCACGUCUUGCUGAAUACCUGAAACAUAUCAGUGAGAUGACAAACUCAGGCUCGAUUCCAGUUUACAAGCUGCCUCUAGAAGAAGAUGAUUUGGACAUCGAUGGCUGCAGGAGGUUCAACUUUGGCAGAGAAAGCAUGAGGCAGAAUCGGACGAUCAUGCUUCUUGGAGCAACCGGAUCAGGCAAGUCAACUCUCAUCAAUGGAAUGAUGAACUUCAUUGUUGGAGUGGAGUGGAAGGACAGUUUCAGAUUUGAACUUGUUACCGAAGAUAAGUCCAAAUCACAAGCUCACAGCCAGACCACUAAAGUUACUGUGUACAAACUCAACCACCAAGAUGGAUUUAAAGUCCCCUUCUCCCUGACCAUUGUGGACACUCCAGGGUUUGGGGACACGAGAGGUGUGGCAAGAGACAAGGAGAUCACAGAACAGAUUCGAAAGCUUUUCACUUCUGUUAACGGAGUCAGUGAGAUUGACGCUUUGUGCUUUGUGACUCAGGCCGCUCUUGCACGGUUAACAGCCACACAGAAGUACGUGUUUGACUCGGUGCUCUCCAUUUUUGGCAAAGAUGUGGCAGAAAACAUUGAGAUGCUGGUGACUUUUGCUGAUGGGAAACAGCCGCCAGUGCUUGAGGCAAUAAAUGUCUCUGGUGUUCCAUGUCCUAAGAAUGAGUUAGGGCUCCCAGUUCACUUCAAGUUCAACAACUCAGCACUGUUUGCAAGCAACUGCCACAGAGACAACGGGGACGAUUCAGAAGAUGACGAUGACAACUUUGAUGAGAUGUUCUGGAAAAUGGGGGCUAAAAGUAUGGAGAAGUUCUUCACCGCUUUGGAUAAAAUGAACACCAAAAGCUUGCUCAUGACUAAGGAGGUGUUAAAAGAACGAAAGCAGCUGGAAACGGCCAUUGAAGGUCUGCAGCCACAAGUCAAAGCUGGAUUGGCGCAACUUGAAAAAAUAAAGUCGACAAAAGAAAAGAUCAAAGAGCAUGAAACAGUCAUGACUUCAAAUGAAAACUUCCAAAUCGAAGUUGACAUUAUCAGGCCAGUCAUGAAACAACUGACAGAGAAAGGAGUGUAUAUUACCAACUGUCAGAAAUGUUCAAUAACAUGUCACUAUCCAUGUGGAAUCAAAAAUGAUCAUGAAAAACAUGGCUGUGCAUCAAUGAACAAUGGGAUGUGCACUGUGUGCCCUGGAAAAUGUGUCUGGAAUGUGCAUUUCAACCAGACUUACCAGUGGGAGUACGUCCCAGUGAAAGAGAAGCAGACUCUACAAGAACUGAAGAGCAAAUAUGAAAGAGCUACAAAGGAAAAGAUGACUGUUCAGCAACUGAUUGAAAGGCAGGAGGAGGAGAUUGUCAAACUUCAGGAUCUGAUCGUGAACCUCAUGGAUCAGUCGGCCUGCUGUAUUAGCCGCCUGCAGGAGAUCGCCCUGAGGCCGAACCCUCUGACCACUCCAGAGUACAUCGACAUGAUGAUCGAGGGAGAAAAGUCAGAGGCCAAACCUGGCUACCAGGCCCGGAUUCAUUCUCUGGAGGGAAUGAAGGAGAGGGCAAAACUCAUCUCCAAAGUAGCUCAGCGAGACAGACUUACAAAAACUGAUGACGAAUUACUUCAGGAAAGAGAGGAAAAGAAAGAAAAGAAAGGCCUGAUGAAGAAAUUUGCAAAUUUCUUAGGUUUUGAGUAGAAGUCACAUCAAGCUGAAUUGAUGACAGCAGCACGGUGCCGACAGAUCAAGCUAAUGAUCACAUGAUAGGAACACAAUGACAUUAUCACAAAAGAAUUCACCUCUUCGGUCAAUAAAGUGUUUCUAUUCUGUUGCAUUUACUUUAACAUUGAGAUUACUUUUUUCUGUCUCAUGUCACGUUAGCAGUGUGAUUGUGUAAUGUUGGUCAUCAUGUGAAUCUCACCAUGUAUUAUAAAACCACACAGAUGAUUCAAAUCAUAAUUUUCACAAACAUAAUUUCUUUAGAUAUUUUUUUUCCCAAAUGAAUAACAAACUUUAGACAUUCAGAAUUAGUGAGAUUCUGCUGGAACAUUUUACCAGUGAGGAAACUGAUACUUUCUCAUUGUUUAUUUUUAUGGUUGAUCAAAUUUGAAUGUUAAAGCUGAUUGAUAUAUUCUUCAGUAAAGUGAAGUAGCCUCUG